UCCUAUCCCACCAUUCGUCGCGCAUAACAUAUACAUCACGCUUUUCAUAUUGCAUAAAAUUAAUCUGACCAAACCGUUUAUCUCCCAGCAGUACGAAGCGAAGGUGUUCUAAUACUCCGUAUUAACGUAUUUUUUCUCCAGAAAGAAAAGGUGCUGCAACAUUUUAUCCAUCCUCCAGCUUCAACCCAACAACGUGCUCGCGAUCGACGCGAGAGGACAGGAUCCCGAUCCCGAUUCCCGAGGACCGCAGAUCUAUCGCGUUCACCUACGUCUCCCCUUCCACGGCUCUUUUUGCACUACCUCCUCCUACCAUCGUUUCGCCAUUUCCCUCUCUCCGCGAGCUGAUGCACGAUGCAGGGGAGAAAGACACGCCGCCUUCUGACCGGCUCGUAGUUGCUCGAAAACCUCUCUUACCUGCGCCGUACGCUCGGUUUUAUUCUUCGACACGCUUCCGAUCGGUUUCUCGUUUUCGCGCGCGGCUCCUCUCAUUGCCUUCGAAGCUCUUCGAACUCAGCGCCAUUUUGGUCGCGCCUCCGCUUCCGGCCGCCCGCUCGAGGCCUUACCGAUCGAGCCCGAUCGAAACAUGUUCGAAAACGCGCGCCCAUUAUUCGUCCAUCCUCGAGUCGUCGUCGGCCAACCUAUGCUUUGAUCGAUCCCUCCUCGUCCUCUCGGCUGGGGAGAAGUGUCGAUUAUGAUUACAUCCGGAGGAGAGAUUUCACCAGAUACUUUUCUCUCUUUUUCCAAGGAUUUUGAUUGAUUUGGGAUAUGAGACUGUUGAGUAACGACACAGUACAGUGAACGAAGAGUGUGUGCUUCUCGAAGGAUUCUCCCUUGGAUUUCGAAAGAAUUGCUGGAACGAAGAUUUAACGCUUGUGGUCAAUACCGGGACGAAGUUGAAGAUAGGAAAUUGAAUGUGGUCGGAGGCUAAAUUAGGAUCUUGGAGGAGAGAUACCUCUGUACGCGUGCGGUGAGAACGGUCGUCUCGAUCCAACGUUUCAAAAUACAAUUACGAAACUUGUAAACGGAGCAUCCGUUUCAAAGACGAUAAUUAACCAAAGCCAAAAUUGAUCGAUCAGGGAUUACCGAGCACCCAGGGUAAUUCUGGGAAGACCCCGUCCAACAUGGACAUCUAGUAGAAGUCGAAUGGCCAAGUUUGGACGCCUCGAGUGAGCCACUUUCCAGAGAACCAGAGCUCGAGAGCGUAAUUCGAACGGCUAUUGACUAACUUGUCGUUUCGCGGCAACCGUGUCAACCGUGAUACUCGUCCACCGGGCUCACCUCGACCGUAAACAAAUUGCUCGCGGCCCCUCGAACGCGUAACAACUCGUUCCCUCCAACAAAUCCUCUCCAACGUUGGAGCUUUGAAACUCGCCUGAAAGUCGGGGGAAUCGUGGAAAGUAUCAACAGGUUUCCUGAUCUCGAUAGAGAGCAUCCUACGGUUAUCUCCGCAGGAAGUCGGCGCGGGGAGAAGCUCGAUCGCCUUCUCCUGGCCGUUGCAAUCUCUGGCAGGAGGAGAACGAGGUUUGGUUAGGAUUAGAUUGGCAAGUUGCCGGAUGAGACAGUGGUUACCGAAGUGUGUAGCUCGGAAAUUUUGGUGGUAUGAUGAGGCACGUGGUGUGAAAUGUUGGAUCGUUUCAAGUUUGCCAGUGGAUCUGUCCCAGGAUGUACAAAAGUGAUUCGGACUGGAGAAGUUGAACUGGUUGUACUGGGUGUAAUUUGAGGAGCAGCAAAACUGAAAUUCAUUGAGAUAAUUUUUUACUAUCUGUUUCUAUUUUAUUUUAUAUAGGUACAGAGUGUUUUUGGAUUUACAGAGUGUUAAUCAAAUAUUUUUAGAGCGACUGAUCUGAGAUAUUAUUCUGUUUGAUGCUGUUUGAGGAUUAAGAAUUUAGAAGUGUUAUGAAAUGAUUCUUCUUUGUAUCGGAGAUACGAAGCAAUCGGUUGAUUAGAGAAGAAAAAUUAGGUUAGCGAGGGAAUCGACGUAACUGGUGAGAAAACCGGUUUGAAAACUGUGGUAUUGAGAAUCGUCGCGUAUAAAAUCGUUGAAUAAAUCAUUCGGUUCGGAUUGUUCGUAGCAGAAGCAAUCGAAACCUGAUAAUAAGCCUGUAUUGACAUUUUCGAAGAUAAGGAAUAAUUUAUCGUCAAACCGAUAAAGAUUGAUUUAUGGGAAAAUAUAAUAACAAUUGUAUAUUAAAUUUUGAAAAUUGAAUCGAAAUAGCGGAAAAUUGUUGCCUCGAUUUCUUUUUUCUUAAGAAUGAAAGAUUCAUUUAAAUACAGAUAUCGUAGCACGGGAAGUGGAUCCAUCUAUCCAAUACAUUAUCGACACUUUAUGAUUAUAAAUAAAAUUCCAAUCGCAACAUUGCAAGCUUGAGAAUAUUUCUUUUGCGAAAUGUUAAUCGAGGAAGAUUCGUAAAGUGCGAUAGAAACCUGUGAAAUAUCGCUCGAAGAAGUUAAAUCGCAAUCACGAAUCUUCAAUCGCGCCUAACGAACUCGAACAACUUCUGGAAUUAGGGGUGCAACAUCGCUGAAGAUUAACUGGAAGGCCAUGAAUUUAUUGUUCCAAAUGAAUACCGAGAGUUUUCUCGUAAUUUAAGAGAUUCGAGAUUGUUAAAGAUAUCGAAGGAGGAAUUUAAAAAACUUCGUAAAGUAUAUUCUGACCGUGAUUACGACUAAUUUAAGGAUUAAUCUAUUUUUUCUUUCAACGAGUGUUAAUACAGAAAUAUUGUGCGAACAUUUUACAAUAUUUUUGCUCUUUGAGUAAAUGCUUCUCUCGUAGAAUCGUACAGAAGCGAAUUAAAGAAAGAUACGCAAAAUUUGCGAAUAAAAAAUCAACUCAAACUCACGCUGCAAUAAGCCUGCAAAAGUAGGUCCAGAGAAAAUUCUCAGAACUGUCUGUAGAAGCUCUAUAACAAGAAGAAAGCUUAUAGCGCAUUACACCACUUACCUACUAAGCAUACCAAGAAAGCGUUGCCCAACAAACGUUCCAAACGAAACGUUCGUCCAAACUGUUGCGACGUAGAAUUAAAAGCGAAACGGCUCGUCCAAAGCCAAUCCUCUGACCCUGCAACCGACCGAGAACUUUCGUCGAUUGUCUCUCCAAAGAUCUGCCGGUCGCGUGAUUCAUCGAGGUCACCGGUUGAGCGGGUCAGGGCCGCGAGUUGUGUGGCUUCAGGUCGGUGCAACCUGGAUUUCUGCACGAUUUAACGCGCUCGCUGUCUUCUUUUUAAUUUUGCACAACCGUGCAGCCAUUCCUGCACCAUUAUCUCUGCAACAUCGGGACGAUAAAAUUCUAUUCUUGCACCGAUAAGAGACACACGGAUUUUGCUGAUUAAUCGCGCGCCUACCGAUUUUAGCCUCGUUACUCGUCUUGAGUGGAUCGAGUGAAGUGUCCGUCGAGCUUCUUAAACCUGGAAAGUGCGAAACACGAAGGGGACUCUUCCGAUGGGAAGUGGGCUGUGAAGUGAUUUGGUGGAAUUUGGUGGAAGAGGUGGUGAACGAGUUGGGAUCAGGGAAAUUGGACAGUGAUAUCUAGAAGAAAUGGGACUAGCGGAGAGAGAGGCCGAAAUGCAAGAGCUGGAAACCUCGAGACCCGGCAGAUCGCGAGAUCUCUUUGGCGUGCAACUCGAGGUUACCUCUUUACUUUUGGAAGGUGAACGCAGAAAACUUGCGGUCCUCCAGAGGGAACUGCAAGUUGCUCUUGAAGAAGGGGGAAGCGUGAAAGUUAAAGAAAAGCAGCGACAGGAAUUGCUGCACGCCAUAUCGAAAAUUCAAGGACAGCACGAACAGCUCGACAAGGAAUAUAGAAUCCACGCUGCUGGUGUUCUCUUAUGCAACUCGAGGGGUUCCGGGAAGGUAAGCGUUUUGUCAUUAUUCUUUCCUCCCUUGGCCGUGAUUUACCGAAGAUAAAUAACCGCCCUCGAUCAUCUCAACGCGAUCUAUUAUUUGUUAGAGCGUAAAGCACUAAGGCCACCCUUCCGCUAUUUUAACACUCGAUUCUUCCUUGAAUAAAUUCGAUCGAUCGAUCGAACCCUCUCCCUGCAACGAGGGGCCAACGAGAAUACCUUCUUACGUGGCUUUUUAAGAAAUUGGAUAUUCCUUGGCUUUUUAAAUAUUGUCGCAUUGAUUUAUAGUUUGAUGAUAUUUUUGAUAUUUAUAAAUCGUGUUUAUCGAUAAUUUUUUUUCUUAAAUUUUGAUUGGUCUUGAAGUUUUAUCAUGUAUCGUGGAUAAAUU
Apis cerana (Asiatic honeybee) is the source of this 4227-nucleotide messenger RNA. RefSeq lists its product as uncharacterized. The record is from RefSeq and is a predicted model, not a curated record. Lineage: Eukaryota; Metazoa; Arthropoda; Insecta; Hymenoptera; Apidae.